UUUUUUCUUUAUUCUUCCUUCACCUCACCAGUACUACUCCAUUUUAUACCCAUUAAUUAAUUAAAGAUUUAUAAUUGUGACAUUCAAGAAGAGUUGAAGGAUUCGGCCAAGCUCCAUUCGAGAUGUCUCUGCACAAGGUUACUCCUGAUAGAUUGAAGGAUGAGUACUACUGCAUCCCAGAUUCUGCAGAUAGUAAAAGAAACAUCAGAACAUGUGAUGAGUUGGCAUUGGCACCAUGGCUAAAACCAAAGCAGAUGAGAAGAUUCUCGGCUACAACGAUGUUGUUCUCAGGCGAUCAGAUUUGGACAUUCUCAAUGGUCCUAAUUAUCUCAAUGACCGCAUCAUUGAGUUCUAUUUUAGCUAUCUCAGCUCAAGCUUUCCAUCUGACGACAUAUUGCUGGUACCACCUUCUAUUGCUUUCUGGAUUAAAGAGUGUCCUGAUCCUGCAAGCCUGAAGGAUUUCAUGGAACCACUUCAUCUUCCUAGAAGGAAGUUGAUUCUCUUACCUAUCAACGAUAAUUCUGAUGUGUGCAUGGCUGAAGGUGGGAGUCAUUGGAGCUUACUGGCUUUUGAGAGAAACUCCAAUGUAUUUGUACAUCAUGACAGCAGCUACGGGUUCAUGAAUGAGUAUCACGCCAAACAAGUAUACAAGGUUACUCUUCCUUAUACAGCGUCCAGCGCUACUUACAAAGAAUGUCCAGGCACGCCAAAGCAAGUGAAUGGUUAUGAUUGUGGCGUAUAUGCCUUAGCGAUUGCACGAGUCAUCUGUCAAUGGUAUGCUAGCAGUGGAACCCUAGAUGCAGAUACUCUGUGGUUCUCCCAUUUUGAACAGGUCAGUCCAAGUGCUGUUUCUAUGAUGCGUUAUGAGAUUCUGGGUUUAGUAAAAGGUCUGACGGCUGCACCUAAGAGUGUGGCGUAACCUCAAUGAAGUGGGUGAAAAAUCAUGGAUGAACGGUGCUUAAAUUCCAGCAUAUAGACUAAACACACUAGGUAAUUUUUUCUCUAUGUACCUAAGCUUUGUGGCAAAAUUACUCGGUACUUGUGUUGGUAGGAGAUAGCAGGUACGGAAUCGUCAAGGUGUGCACAAGUUGAAUUAUUCUACUAACCUAAUUAUCAUUAAUAUAAAAGUUUAUGAUCUAACUAAAUUAUCGUUUCUAAUAUACCCAAUGUUUACUUAA
Nicotiana tabacum (common tobacco) is the source of this 1178-nucleotide messenger RNA. RefSeq names its product NEDD8-specific protease 1-like. Gene Ontology annotation, biological process: protein deneddylation; proteolysis. The record is from RefSeq and is a predicted model, not a curated record. Lineage: Eukaryota; Viridiplantae; Streptophyta; Magnoliopsida; Solanales; Solanaceae. Gene Ontology annotation, molecular function: cysteine-type peptidase activity; deNEDDylase activity.